AUGGGCGGAGGUUCAGAAUUCCCAACCAACAAUCACGCUUCUAAUUAUUUUCAACAACACCCUUCACAACAGCACCCUCUCUCUAUACCGCAAUUUCAUCAGCCAUAUUAUUCAAGUCCACCAUUUCCAUCUUUUCAAAAUAAUCUUCAUCUCUUUAAUCAACCUCCUUGGAACACAACGAACUCCCCUUCCAUUCGAUCCGUAGAUAACUUCUCCAGUCUUCCUAGCGCUUCUCCAUCAUUGCCAGCAUCCUCCUCCAAUGAUUCUUCUUGUUUUUACUCCAUCCCAAGCAUCGACAAUGACCAAUCUCAUCCUCCUUUUCAUCCCAGAUCCAACGUAGUGCUUAAUCAACUCUUCCACAACAAUGAACACCAAGAUUUCUACAACCCCUCUCGAGAGAAUUCCUUCAUGUCCACGAGUGAUAGCAGCCUUGUUUUACCUGAAUCGUCUUUAUCAUCUUCAACACAAGUUCAACCCUUGCAUGGAACUCUCCCAAAAGAAGAAAAAAAGAUUCCAACCUCUUCCACGAAUGACGACCAUAAUCUCCUGAUCCAUUUUUACGGGAACGACGAACCCAUCAUCUUCAUCAAGAAGAUUGGGCAAGGGGGAUUCGGGUCUGUGUAUCAUGUUCGUACCCAAGCACAAAAAGCAAUGAGGAACAACUACAAUCAUCUUCAGUACAAAGAAGAAGAAGAAGAACAUCGAGAAUUUGCAUUAAAAGUCCUCAAAGAUCAAAACGUUUCUUUAAACGAGAUUAAGCGUAGGUUUGAACAUGAACAUAUUCUUCCGAUGAGAGCCAAGAAACCCCCACUCACCAUUGAAGUCGAGAAAAUUAAUAAUCAAUUUCCUGGACAAGUGAGUGUCUUGUGCAUUGAGAGUCCUUACAUGAGGCUUGGUUCUCUACAGCAGAAGUGCAAAGAACUUUCAGAAAAAACCCUCUGGCUUAUCCUUCAACAAAUAUCAUCCGCUUUGGCCUACAUGUACACGAUUGAUAAGUGUCUUCAUCGAGAUGUAAAACCAGAGAAUAUUCUUAUUAAGGAAUAUGAUGAAUCGACGGGUGAUAUCCACGUGGUGUUGGGAGAUUUUGGACUUGUUCGUUCAGAGGAUACAAUUUCCUCAUCGAACAAGAGUGGUACUCCUUCCUAUGCCUCGCCAGAAAGAGAAUAUUCGAAUGAUUCUGACAUCUUUGCUUUGGGUGUCACAAUGUUCAAGCUAAUUACAGGAUUUUCAAAGAUAGAUGACAAGACAUUUUCUGAACAUUAUCAAACCAAGAACGAUCUUUCUGAGGAGAUUAAAAGACAAAUUGGGAAUAGAGUGAGCAAAUCCAUGAUAGACAUGAUCAUUCAAUUGACUCGAAAGAAAAGGCCAAGAAUUUCAUAUCAAGAAAUUCAAGAAAUUUGUAGAAACAAUUUAUUACGACAUGAAAAGGUCAUUCCUGUGUCUUCCACGUCUCUAUCACUGGAAGAAGAUGAUCCCGAUCUGAAUGAUCUUACUGAAAGAGCUCAAGCCAUGUCUAUUUCAAACAAUGAGUUGUGUACUCAAUCCAAAGCUUAUGAAUACAAGUUACAACGAGAUGGCCCUUUUGUAAAUAGAAAUAAUUCCGUUCGAAUCGUUUGCUCAGAAGAAUCACUAAAGAAUAUUGAAACUGUUGAGCUAAAAAUUGAGCAUAAUGGAGCACAUGUUGAAACACAUACUUACAUUAAGAAGAAAGUUAAAGAGGAAUCAAAAACCGAUCGUGGACUUGUGACUGCAAGCAUUUAUGGUAGCUCGCAUUUACCGAAAAACAGAAAGCAAGGUGGUCCCUUCAAAAUUAUUUUGAUUGUUAAUAAUGCACAGGUUGACAGUGCAGAUUAUAAAUAUCUUUAG
Naegleria fowleri is the source of this 1866-nucleotide messenger RNA. RefSeq lists its product as uncharacterized. Gene Ontology annotation, molecular function: protein kinase activity; ATP binding. NCBI's taxonomy places the organism in Eukaryota, Heterolobosea, Eutetramitea, Acrasida, Naegleriidae. The coding region runs from base 1 to 1866 and encodes 621 amino acids. The record is from RefSeq and is a predicted model, not a curated record. The transcript has a single exon. Gene Ontology annotation, biological process: protein phosphorylation.